GUAGGACAGUGGUGAAGGAGCGCGUUUGUGUCGGCUCUGCUGAAGACGGGCCCGUCGAGCGACGAAGGUAAUUCACUGAGAACGCCAGAAAUGGACAAGCUGUUGCCCAGUUUGGGAUAAUUGAGUUACAGCUAGUGAACGCCGAAAAUAGUUUGCUCUCUUUCAAGAAGAAACUGUUGACGUGGGAAGCGAAAACUCACAACAAACAUGACGAAUUUCACGAUGAUGGACAACAGCUCUCUUGAGAACUGUACGGCACUGCAGUUGUUGGAUAACGACACGAUCAGCUGCGGGCCGCCGCCGCCGCCCGUCUCGUACGCACUCAUCUUCAACGCGGUCAUCUACUCCAUAGUCAUGGUGAUCGGCCUGGGCGGCAACACCCUCGUCAUCUACGUCAUCCUGCGCUACAGCAAGAUGCAGACGGUGACCAACUUCUACAUCUUCAACCUGGCCGUGGCUGACGAGAUCUUCCUCAUCAGCAUACCGUUCAUCUUGACCACCAUGGCGCUGGGAGAGUGGCCGUUCGGCAUGGUGAUGUGCAAGAUCUACUGGACCAUCACCAGCAUCAACCAGUUCACCAGUAGUCUCUUCCUGACGGUGAUGAGCGCCGACCGGUACCUGGCCGUGUGCCACCCCAUCAGCUCCACGCGCUGGAGGACGCCGCUGGUCUCCAAGAUCGUCUGCCUGACCGCCUGGACUGCCAGCUCUCUGAUGGUGGUUCCCCUCUUCAUGUACGCCGCGGAGUACGAGGGUCAGUGCAACAUCUUCUGGCCGGAGAAGGUUGGCGGUUUCAAGGGCGAGAAGGCCUUCACGCUGUACACAUUCACCAUGAGUUACCUGAUCCCAGUGAUCCUGAUCCUUGUCUUUUACAUCCUGGUCAUCGACAAGCUGCGCCACGUCGGCCCCAAGAAGAGGUCCAAGGAGCGCCGCAAGUCGCACCGCAAGGUGACGCGCCUGGUGCUCACCGUCAUCACCGUCUACUUCUUCUGCUACCUGCCCUUCUGGAUCACCCAGCUGUCUCUCAUGGUGAGCAGCGAGUCCAAGGUCAACCACAGCCACUUCCUCGUCUGUCUUAUCCUCCUGGCGUACGCUCUCACCUACAUCAACUCGGCAGUCAACCCAGUACUCUACGCCUUCCUCAGCGACAACUUCAAGAAGUCCUUCGUGAAGGCGUGUCAGUGCGCCCGCGCUCCAGACGUCAACAACGUCCUGAACGUUGAGAACUCGGUCUUCCCGAGGCGCAGCAAGCAGACGGGCGGCGGCAAGUCGACGGACCUGCAUGAGAUGCAGGAGCGCGGGAUGACGCACGAGCCCAGCACGGGGGUAACGGUGAUGACGCCGCGUUCGACAGCUCGCUCUAGUCACGUGGACAGCACCAAUGGACACCUUACACUCAAAGUGCCCAUCAAGGUGUAAUGUCGCCUGAGGUCGGCUAGGCGGCCAGCCGUAAGGGUGAUGGCUAUAGAGGUAUUGUGUAGAAAUAUAGACAUUGACCGACUUUAGAUAGAUGCUGAUAUCCAGAUGUGUUAGUGCUCGACUUCGCGUGCUAUCGUUUGCUAUUCAUCUAGCAUGUAUUGACAGGACGCACACAUAAAUGACAUACCAAGCUUAUCACCUACAAAUUCGCGAUUGAGAAACAAUUCGAAUGGGCACCAUUUGCAGGCCUCGAACACUUGUGGCAUCACGUUAUUGAAGGCCAGUCAAUAACUAAAGAAGUUUCCACGCAACUCCUUUUCUGUGGGAUGCCUACGUUAGAUGAUUGCUAUGGAGAGAUAUGAAUGACAGGUCAAUGUGCUAUGAGUUUGAAUCCCUGUUAUCACUAUAAGGAGCCGUCUUUUCCGUGCGAACGAUGUAAGACGAACAGCGAGACGUCGACCUGAAAAGCUGCUCUUGGUGUUCUCUGUACGCGAAGUAGUGCCAACAUUAUCGUGUAUAUCGUCCAUGUCUGCGCUGUAUUUAAACGCUUGGCUGUCUGGACAAGUGUUUCUGAUGCGUGAAGAAUCACCUGCUAUGCUCUUGGACGUAUUGAUUAAAGGCCUCUGAUACCAACAAAGGGACUCUAGCUGCGCAUCUUGUAACAUCAAGUGACGGCCGAGCCUAGGUUGCUGAUGUGCUUUGGGGACUUCAACUGAGAGCACAGCUGAAAGACGUUUGGUCUGUAAUCUGUACUCUGCAGGACUGUGCGUGUGCAACGUCACUUGAUGAGCUCUGGAGCCAGCGCUAAGCUGUGUUACUGUGAACGUGCUACAUAAGCUGGAUGUUCGUCUAACACCUUCGGACAUGGGCUUUAACAAUCGGGCGGAGCCGAGCAGCCGCCCGCGGAUUCGGAUGUUUCGUUGGUGUUCGAUGUCGCGAUGUGAAGUAAGCUACCUUUCUGGAAUGGCUGUGAGUGUUUGACACCUGUUUCCCUGCGCUAAGUGUGAUGUUAGCUAUCGUUUCAGAGGCCACUGCGAUGUUCAAUCGGGGUGUUGACUUGCAGGUUUGCUGUAUGUAGGCAUGUCUGUUUUGUCGUCCGUUUCACAAUGUCGCGGCAGCGAUACUUACGGGGCGAAUAGUAUCUUACGGGGCAAACAGUAUCCCAAGUGGAUGGUGAUAGGAGUUCUGAGCCCUCCUGCUGCCAUCCCAAUCCUCUGAAGACCCGCUUCCAGGGUCGGUGAGCCCCACUGCGACCCAUGGGGAGCCAUGGCACCCCUCCAUCUCCUCCGGGGGUGUCACGGCUUGCCUAGACUCAGGUCGCCCAUCACAAUGAUUGUUUUUCAGCGGCACGGAAUCUAGUCGUGAAGCCGACAGGGCCCACUAUGGUUCCGGCCGUACAUACGACUUUAUGGCAUCAUAAAGUGCAGCUCUGUAUGGUCCCAGGAGUGAGCUUAAUUGAAUCGGACCCGGCGAGUCUGGUCACGACAGCGCCUGGACGAUGGAAUGGCGUGCGCUUGGCCAUGGUGGUAGAGGAUUUCGUGCCGGAAUAAAGCGCGAACCCUCACAGACGCGAGAUGUCUAAGCCUGCCUUGUGUGCAACUGGGCUGGUGGGAUUUCGUUUCAUAUCCGUUAGCGUCGUAUUUCUUUACGAAAUAUUCUGGCAUUAUUUCUCUCUGAGUUAUCUAGCCGGAAGUAAUUUGCUUGCGUUUCUGUGACUCAUAAAUUUGCACUCGUAGUUAAUUAACUGGACAUGUUCUACACAAUGCCCUUGUGUUGUUCCAUUCUAACCCUAGCUGGCUGAUCAAGUCGCAAAUGUUUGAAGAACUUCUGCUGUUAUAUCGAGGACUCAUAUGACCCAUGGACUUUUCCAGAUUGACAACAGAAUAUAUUGUAAAACGUUAAACGGGUUCUGGACGUAAUAAGAUAAGUUACAUUCAUUGUUCUUUCGUUCUCAAAUAAGACCAACAUAAAUUACAAAAAAUAUACCCUUGCACUACAUCUAACCUCUGUCAGAUCCCAGCGUUCAGCACUACCGAUGACCUCUUUUAGACCAUAUCUCUUCAUCUGACCUCUAUUAGACUCCAGUACUACCUCUAACCUCUAUCAAACCCCACUACAUCUAAUCUCUAUCAAACCCCACUACAUCUGACCUCUAUCUACAUCCACUACAUCUACCCACUACAUCUGACCUUUAUCAAACCCCACGCUGUGGGGGACCGCUACAUCUAACCUCUAUUAGGUCCCACUACAUCUGACCUCUAUCAGGCCCCACUACAUCUGACCUCUAUCUACAUCCACUACAUCUACCCACUACAUCUGACCUUUAUCAACCCC
Amphibalanus amphitrite is the source of this 3750-nucleotide messenger RNA. Its product is annotated as somatostatin receptor type 2-like. The transcript has a single exon. Gene Ontology annotation, biological process: G protein-coupled receptor signaling pathway. Lineage: Eukaryota; Metazoa; Arthropoda; Thecostraca; Balanomorpha; Balanidae. The coding region runs from base 208 to 1416 and encodes 402 amino acids. Gene Ontology annotation, molecular function: peptide binding; somatostatin receptor activity. The record is from RefSeq and is a predicted model, not a curated record. Gene Ontology annotation, cellular component: membrane; neuron projection.